AUUCACUCAUAAAGCUUUGAAAACUGCUUUUCCUUGAAUGCAGUAGCUAUACAUGUAACACAACACCAGUGUAAAAUGGUUCACUAGUGAAUAUAACUGAGCUAAUUAUACCUUAUCCUUGUUAUUCGGCAUUAUUACAUUAAUUACAAGACUAUAGUGGGAGUAGACCAUAUAUGGUAUGUGGUGUGACUGAGUUGUUAUCAUUCUUUCUACACGAAAAGGUUUCACUGAUGCAUGCGGUUAAUGGAGCGUAUCAUGCACACAGCAGCACACUCUGAGUUUGUACCAAAUUUGAUCAUUUCACUCAUACACUGCUUUUCCAGGAACACAGUAUAGCAGUUAGAAGACUAACUAGGUGAAUGCAAACACUGAAAGGGCGAGCUGAUUUGUAACCUGUCCUUAUUUUUUAUCCAUAUCUAGGCUUUUAACUUGCAGCUCGACUUGCAGGGAACGCCUUUUAAUUUUUUAAUGAGGCGUGGCUCAGGCCUAGAUUUUUUAAAUGGCAAAACUUGUAAGAUCUUCAUUGAGGUCUUAUGUGGAGGGUGUCAAAAAAGCCAUUGCUCUUAAACCGCUUGAUGACAGUGAGAAACUGAUGCUUUGGGACCUGAGGGAUGAAGAUUGUGUUAAUGAGUGGGAAUGUAUUAGUGAUGAAGAAAAAGGAGGAGGCUCUAAAGCCACUUUUAAGUCAAAUAAAAAAGGUACGGGCUCUGUCUUUGAAGGUGUUUUAAAUACUAGCAUUAAAAACACAGAGCUGAAAUACAGUGGAUAUUGUGCCAUUAGAUCAAAGCCAGUAAAAUAUCGCAGCUUAGAUUAAAUGAAAAUGGAUCGAAAAGACGUCUCAGAAUUUGAUGCUUUUGAGAUUCAAGUGAGAGGAGACGGAUGGAAAUUCUUUGCUAACAUU
Messenger RNA from Amphimedon queenslandica, 901 nucleotides. RefSeq lists its product as uncharacterized. Gene Ontology annotation, biological process: mitochondrial respiratory chain complex I assembly; mitochondrial electron transport, NADH to ubiquinone. NCBI's taxonomy places the organism in Eukaryota, Metazoa, Porifera, Demospongiae, Haplosclerida, Niphatidae. The transcript is spliced from 3 exons. Gene Ontology annotation, cellular component: mitochondrion. The coding region runs from base 500 to 814 and encodes 104 amino acids. The record is from RefSeq and is a predicted model, not a curated record.